AUGAAAAAAUUUAUAAAAAGUGUGCCCAAGAGAAAAAAAGACAAUAUAAGAAAAGAAAAUUAUGAUGAACUUCGCAAAACGGUGCUCAUUAAUGAGACUGGCGAGCAAAAAGUUGAGGUUAAUCAGAGGAACUUGAUCGAUAAGGUUUUGGCAAGAUAUUCGGCAGAGUUCGUGAUAUAUAGGGAAUUGAUGCAGAAUUCAGAUGAUGCCCAGGCCAAAACCGUCCAAAUAACAUUUGAAACUGACAAGUCAAAAAAAUGCAGACGAAUCAUAUUCAAGAAUAAUGGUUUCCUGUUUCGAGAUGAAGAUUGGAACAGAUUGAAAAAAAUUGCAGAGGGAAAUCCUGAUGUAGAAAAGAUUGGAGCAUUUGGAGUUGGAUUUUAUUCAUUGUUUUCAAUUUGUGAAGAGCCAUUCAUUUCGUCAGGUACGCAAGGUAUGGCCUUUUAUUGGCGUAAUGAUCAGUUAUUUUCCAAAAUGGGUGGUAUAAAGCAAGAUGACAUGAUUUGGACAACUUUUCUAAUGGAUACACGAAGAAAGGAAAAUUUACCUAAUAUAGGAUCUUUUGGACGUUUCUUAGCCACAUCAUUGGGCUUUACAAGAAAUCUUCGUAAAGUCAUUGUUUAUUUUAAUGAUACAGAAGUAAUUCAUCUGACAAAAGAGACCAAUAAAUCACUUUCAAUUAAUAUGGAUAUUGGACUAAACAAAUUUUCACCAAAGAAUAUGUUCCGAUUAAAAUCUGUUGAAGUAUGUAAUGUUCGACUACAUUUUCGAGGAUUAAUUGGUCCUGAAAAAUCACAAAUAUCACAAUCCACUUCUCUGAAGAUUGCCUGUGGUAAUCUGGGUGUAGAUGUGCCUAAAUCAUUUAGUGAAGAGAUGGAAUUUGCUACUAAAAAAAAACCACCAAAUAACACAACAAUACAAAUGAUUUUUACUGGGCACGAUGAAUGCAAUUUGCCAGGAAAUUCUAAUAAAGAAAUAUUAAAUAUUUUUAAAGACCUAACACCAUUUCCUGAUCAAGGUAGAAUAUUCAUUGGAUUUCCAACCCAUCAAACCACAGGUUGUUCUGUGCAUUUGGCAGCUCGAGUGAUUCCCACG
Messenger RNA from Entrophospora candida, 1095 nucleotides. The record is from the annotation of a GenBank genome assembly. Lineage: Eukaryota; Fungi; Glomeromycota; Glomeromycetes; Entrophosporales; Entrophosporaceae.